GCAAUGUGAAAAAGGAAAAUUUGAUGCUAAAGGUUUUAAUUUAUUAGAUCUCUAAUUUGUUUUUGAGUGAAAAUAUUGUUCCAUCGUAAAUUACUUAUUAUUAUGCACCAACGGAAAAUAUAUGCUACCGAGCUUUUAAUUUAUUUUUUCUUGGUUCUGAAUAAUUACGUUAAUGCCCAGAAGGACAUCAUAAAAUAUAACUGUGAAGACUAUAGUAAGCUUGUCCUCAUUGCCACUGUUGAUGGUUCACUUACUGCUAUUGAAGCAAAGUCUGGUGUUCAAUGUUGGAAAACUGUCAUCAAUAAAGAUACUUUUAUGUCUUCUAGUUUGUCCAAAUUUAAGGUUUAUGAAAAUGGUGAGCGUGUUUGGAUAGUUCCAUCAUUUGAUGGAAAUUUGUUUACCUAUGAUGGCAGUUAUAUUGCUCCAUUAUUUAUGAAUGUUGACUCUUUGUUAUCCACCUCAGCAACACUUGAUAGUAAGGCCAGUAUAGUUGGUGGAAAGUUAAAAAAUUUCCAUGGACUAAAUCGUUGCACUGGUGAGAUUUACUACAAGUGUAAUAUGUUUGGAUGUGACUAUGCAUCACCCGUGCAAAGUGAUGACAUUUUAAGCAUUGAAGAGGUUAGUCAAACAGUGAAUGCUUUUGAUUUUGUUGGAAAAAAGUUGAGUUGGCAUUUUCGUGUUGGUGAACUAGCGAUAAAAACUGGAAAUUCUGGAAAAAUAUCAAGUGAUGAUUUAAGUUGGUCAUCACAAAGCAGGACCUUUUUGAUUGGCAGUGAUCAUGAACCUUCAGAUGUAAUUAAAAGCAUUAAAAUAUCUCUCCACAGUGGCUUGGUUGCAAUGGCCAAUAAAAAAAUAAAGGUUUCUUGGAUGUAUCAGACUCUUUGUCCCAUCCUUGAUGUUUGGUAUGUAUCAGGGAACAAUGUGUACCUUAUGGAUCCCUUUGAUAAAGAUACUGAAUUCUUUCCUUAUGGAGAUUUUGAUGCUUUAUCCUCGUCUCGCUUGUUUUUAGGAACUUAUAAAAGACAGUAUUUUGUUAAGAAGUCAAGAGAACCUGUGUUAAAAUCUCAGUACAGUACUGAACUAUCAACUAAAAUUUUACAUAGAGCUGAUAUUAUGCUUGAGAAAUCUGGACAGUCUAAUGACCUUACAUCUGCAUUAGAACGCCAUUUGUGUAGACACAUUAGACCUGCCUGA
Messenger RNA from Uloborus diversus, 1194 nucleotides. Its product is annotated as eukaryotic translation initiation factor 2-alpha kinase-like. Bases 103 to 1194 code for a protein of 363 amino acids. The record is from RefSeq and is a predicted model, not a curated record. Lineage: Eukaryota; Metazoa; Arthropoda; Arachnida; Araneae; Uloboridae. Gene Ontology annotation, molecular function: protein binding. The transcript is spliced from 8 exons.